Helianthus annuus (common sunflower) is the source of this 1495-nucleotide messenger RNA. Its product is annotated as probable indole-3-pyruvate monooxygenase YUCCA10. The transcript has 5 exons. NCBI's taxonomy places the organism in Eukaryota, Viridiplantae, Streptophyta, Magnoliopsida, Asterales, Asteraceae. Gene Ontology annotation, molecular function: N,N-dimethylaniline monooxygenase activity; flavin adenine dinucleotide binding; NADP binding. The record is from RefSeq and is a predicted model, not a curated record. The coding region runs from base 77 to 1375 and encodes 432 amino acids.
CACAAACUUUGCUACACCCAACAGACACAUCCCAUACAACAUUUAACCAGUUACCCUCCUCACCACCACCAUAACAAUGACUACCGGUGACAAACAAACGGUGGCGAUCAUCGUCGGCGCCGGCCCAGCAGGCCUUUCGACCGCCGCAAGCCUCCACAAACUCUCAAUCCCAUACAUAAUCCUCGAACGAGAAGACUGCAUUGCUUCACUAUUCAACAAAAAAGCUUAUGAUCGCCUUCAUCUCCAUUUAGCCAAACAGUUCACCCACCUUCCUCAUUUCCCUAUUCCGGCAACCUUUCCGACGUAUAUAUCGCGGUCCGAUUUCUUGAAAUACUUGGACCAAUAUGCAGCCCAUUUUAACAUUACUCCGGAGUUUAGAAACAAUGUGAAGUUUGCUAAAUAUGAUGAGGAUAUGAAGAAAUGGAAGGUGGAGGCUGCGGUGGAGGAUGGCGGUGUUCGGUGUUACGUGGGGCGGUUUUUGGUGGUGGCUACUGGAGAAAACUGUGAUGCGUUUGUGCCGGAGGUUGAUGGGUUGAGUGAGUUUGAAGGUGAAGUUAUUCAUUCGACGGAGUAUAAAUCCGGUAAGGAGUAUGAGAAGAAGAAGGUUUUGGUGGUCGGAGCUGGAAAUUCCGGAAAUUCCGGUAUGGAAAUUGCAUUUGAUCUAGCAAACCAUGGUGCUAAAACCUCCAUUGUUGUUAGAAGUCCGGUCCAUAUAUUAUCAAGGUGGUCUACAAAUUUUGGAUUGGUGCUAUUGAAGUUAAUGCCAUUGCAUUUAGUGGAUUCAUUGUUAGUGCUUGUUAGCAAGGUAACAUAUGGAGAUCUAACCAUGUAUGGGAUCCAAAGGCCCAAAGAAGGCCCAAUUUUGAUCAAAAUAAGAGAUGCUAAGUACCCUGUUAUGGAUGUUGGUACAGUGAAAAAGAUCAAGUCUGGUGAAAUACAGGUGUUACCGGCGUUAAAAAGCAUUAAGCGCGGAGGAAAUGAGAUUGUUUUUGAGAAUGGAAAAUGUCAUCAAUUCGAUGCAAUUGUCUUUGCUACCGGCUUUAAAAGAUCAACCCAUUUAUGGCUUCAGAAUAGGUUCAAAUAUAAUGGAGGAAAUGAAGUUGUAUUUGAGGAUGGAAAAUGUCAUCAAUUUGAUGCAAUUGUCUUUGCUACCGGCUUUAAAAGAUUAAGUAAUCAUUUAUGGCUUCAGGGUGCUGAUAAUCUUUUGAACAAAGAUGGGUUUCCAAAGCAAAUGCAUCCAAAUCAUUGGAAAGGACAAAAUGGGAUUUAUUUUGUUGGGCUUGGAAAAAAAGGUUUGGUUGGAAUUAGCAGGGAUGCCCAAAGCACAGCUCAUCACAUUUUCAACUUAGUGUCAAAUAAAAUCCAGUUAAUUUAAAAAAUAAUAUGUUGUUAUGAAUUUAAUUUAUUGUAAUAAUAUAUGUACUUUUCCGUUUCAUUGUAAUCUAGAAUUUUAUUUCAAAUCUUGUAAUCGUUGACAUUUUGGAUCAAUAAAGUC